GCCCGCCCGCCGCCUCCGGGGUGCGUUCUCCCGCGGACCCCGCAGCCGCGGCGCUUCCUCAGCCGCCGCUCCCCGGGGCGCGGGCCCUGGCGGCCCAGCUGACGAGGACGCUCCGCGCGCCCCCCGCGGGCCGCCGCCGCCUGCCGGGCCGGGGGGCCGCCGCCUGCCUCAGCGCGCGGGGCCGGCAUGGAGCUCUUCCAAGCCAAGGACCACUACAUCCUGCAGCAGGGCGAGCGCGCGCUGUGGUGCAGCCGCCGCGAUGGCGGCCUCGAGCUCCGACCCGCUACUGAUCUACUUCUUGCCUGGAAUCCCAUUUGCUUGGGUUUGGUAGAAGGCGUUAUUGGGAAAAUUCAGCUCCAUUCAGAUUUUCCAUGGUGGCUUAUUUUAAUUCGGCAGAAAGCACUGGUGGGCAAACUUCCAGGAGACCAUGAAGUCUGUAAAGUUACCAAAAUUGCUGUGCUGUCACUUUCUGAAAUGGAACCUCAGGAUCUUGAGCUAGAGCUCUGUAAGAAGCAUCAUUUUGGAAUUAACAAACCAGAGAAGAUUAUACCAUCUCCUGAUGACUCAAAGUUUUUACUGAAGACCUUUACGCACAUUAAGUCCAAUGUAUCUGCUCCUAAUAAAAAGAAAGUUAAGGAGAGUAAAGAAAAGGAGAAGUUGGAAAGAAGAUUACUUGAAGAGUUGCUGAAGAUGUUCAUGGACUCGGAAUCCUUUUACUACAGCUUGACCUAUGACUUGACCAACUCAGUGCAGAGGCAAAGCGCUGCGGAGAGGGACCCCCGGCCCCUCUGGCAGAAGGUUGAUGAUCGAUUUUUUUGGAAUAAAUAUAUGAUACAAGAUCUUACUGAGAUUGGUACACCAGAUGUGGACUUCUGGAUUAUUCCCAUUAUCCAAGGUUUUGUGCAGAUUGAAGAACUUGUGGUAAAUUAUAGUGAGUCAUCGGACGAUGAGAAAAGCAGCCCAGAGACCCCGCCCCAGGAGUCCACCUGCGUAGAUGACAUUCACCCACGGUUCCUAGUGGCGCUCAUUUCUCGUCGCAGCCGGCACAGAGCAGGAAUGCGCUAUAAACGAAGAGGGGUGGAUAAAAAUGGAAAUGUUGCAAAUUAUGUGGAGACUGAGCAGCUAAUUCAUGUCCACAAUCACACCUUGUCAUUUAUUCAAACACGAGGCUCUGUGCCUGUCUUUUGGAGCCAGGUUGGCUAUCGAUAUAAUCCAAGACCUCGGCUGGACAAGAGUGAAAAGGAAACCGUUGCCUAUUUCUGUGCCCACUUCGAAGAACAACUGAAAAUUUACAAAAAACAGGUCAUUAUUAACUUGGUAGACCAAGCAGGAAGAGAGAAAAUUAUUGGGGACGCGUACCUGAAGCAGGUGCUGCUCUUUAACAACGCGCACCUCACUUACGUUUCAUUCGACUUCCAUGAGCACUGCCGAGGAAUGAAGUUUGAGAAUGUUCAAACACUAACAGAUGCUAUUUAUGACAUUAUUCUCGACAUGAAGUGGUGUUGGGUCGAUCAAGCUGGGGUAAUAUGUAAACAAGAAGGGAUUUUUCGAGUUAAUUGCAUGGACUGCCUGGACCGCACCAACGUGGUUCAAGCUGCCAUCGCACGAGUGGUCAUGGAGCAGCAGCUGAAAAAAUUAGGUGUGAUGCCCCCAGAGCAGCCACUGCCGGUGAAAUGCAAUCGGAUCUAUCAGAUAAUGUGGGCCAACAAUGGUGACUCCAUCAGCAGGCAGUACGCUGGCACAGCUGCUCUGAAGGGUGACUUUACAAGGACAGGAGAAAGGAAGUUAGCAGGAGUUAUGAAAGAUGGUGUUAACUCCGCAAAUAGGUAUUACCUUAAUCGAUUUAAGGAUGCUUAUAGGCAAGCUGUCAUAGAUUUGAUGCAAGGCAUUCCAGUGACAGAAGAUCUUUAUUCCAUAUUUAACAAAGAGAAAGAGCAUGAAGCUUUGCAUAAGGAAAAUCAGAGAAGUCACCAGGAGCUAAUUAGCCAGCUGCUACAAAGUUACAUGAAGUUACUGCUGCCUGAUAAUGAGAAGUUCCAUGGGGGCUGGGCCCUCAUUGACUGUGACCCCAGCCUCAUUGAUGCCACUCACAGAGAUGUGGAUGUGCUGUUACUGCUUUCUAACUCUGCCUACUACGUUGCCUAUUAUGAUGAUGAAGUUGAUAAAGUAAACCAGUAUCAACGACUAAGUCUAGAAGACCUGGAAAAAAUAGAAAUAGGUCCCGAACCCACUCUUUUUGGUAAGCCCAAGUUCUCCUGCAUGCGGCUGCACUACAGAUACAAAGACGCAGGUGGCUAUUUCCACACACUGAGGGCUGUAAUACGUAAUCCAGAAGAGGAUGGGAAAGAUACCCUUCAGUGCAUUGCAGAGAUGCUGCAGAUCACCAAGCAAGCCAUGGGAUUAGAUGUACCUAUAAUCGAGAAAAAACUCGAGAGGAAGAGCAGUAAGCCUCAUGAAGACAUAAUUGGCAUCAGAUCUCAAAACCAAGGCUCUCUGGCCCAGGGAAAAAAAUUUUUAAUGAGCAAAUUUUCAUCUCUAAAUCAAAAAGUGAAACAGACCAGAUCCAAUGUAAAUAUUGGCAAUUUACGAAGGCUAGGAAACUUUGCAAAACCUGAAAUGAAAGUUAAUUUUCUAAAACCAAACUUAAAAGUAAAUCUUUGGAAAUCAGAUAGCAGUCUUGAAACCAUGGAGAACACAGGUGUGAUGGAUAAUACAGUCCAGGCAGAGUCUGAUGGGGAAAUGUCUUCAGACAAUGACUCCUACCACUCUGAUGAAUUCCUUACAAAUGCCAAGUCUGACGAGGACAGGCAGCUAACUCGUUCUUUGGAGAACGUGGGGCCAAUAGACUAUGUUCUUCCUAGUUGUGGCAUUAUUGCUUCAGCACCUCGGUUAGGCAGAUCCCAGUCUAUUAGCAGCACUGAUGUUAGCAUUCAUGCUCCUACAGAUAUUACUAUUGCUGCUCAUGGAAGUGAGUUUGGAAAAGGCUGUGAGUCUCCUUUAAAAAAAAGUCCUUCUGCUGAUAAUAUACACAUAUUGGCUGGCUUUGCCAAGCCUAUGGAUAUUUACUGCCACCGAUUUGUACAAGAUGCACAAAACAAAAUGACCCAACUGUCGGAAACCAGACUUCUUUCUCAGCAGGCUAGUGAGGAAGGAAAUCAAACCACCAAUCAAGUUUCCAAUGAAGAAACCCAAUCUGAAUCAACGGAACACAUACCUUCUCGACCAUCUCAGUUAGACGUGUGCUUUUCUGCAGCAGGCCAACAGUUUUUGUCUGUCGAACCAGUGCAUUCGGUUGUAUCUCAAAAGACCCCCGGCUCUGGAUCCAGCAUGCUUGAACUGGAGACAGGGCUUCACGUAACUCCUUCUCCUUCAGAGAGCAGCAGCAGAGCGGUCUCUCCCUUCGCAAAGAUCCGGAGCUCCGUGGUCCAGGUCGCUAGUAUCACCCAAGCCGGGCUAACCCAGGGGCUAAGCUUCGCAGUGGCCAAGGUUCAGAAGAGCCCUGCAGAGCCUGACGUGGCUAACGAGGUCCAGCAGAGCGAACUGAGAAGCAUGUUCACACAGUGCCAGACACGGAUAAUUCAGAUUUAGCUUCAGCCACAAUCCUGUGGCUUUCACUUCACCAAAAAGAAGAGGGUUUCACAUAUGAGGCUAUUUCAACCUGCACUGACUCUGAAUUCAGGGAUCAUAAAUUCCGUUUACUGGGAAAGUUUUUAAAAGAAUAUGAACUUGAGCAGAUUUCCAAAUUUGAGAGUCAGGACAACAGAGGUGCAUCAUCCUAGAAUGUGUAGACCUGAGUAGUAAACACUACAGAGCUGUUUGUCUCUUUGAAUGUAAUUCAGGGAUAGAUUACUUUGGGGUAUAAUAACCUGAACCUUUUUUGUGUGUGUGAAGUAAACACAUAAAGGACGGUCAUGGAUACAUUGAGGGGGUUAGCAUUUUUUAAAAUUUAAUUUUUCUCAGUACAUUUCUGUGUAUUAUCUCUGCAAGGUAAAUACAUUUACUUUUUAGUGACUUUAAAAGUGUUACUAAUAUGGAGAAGCAUUUUACUAUAAAAAACUUGGUUUUGUUUUGAUGGCUUAACCAUUCCCUAUGAAGAACUGAGGGUUACUGGCAUAGUUAAGAAAUGUAUGCCCUUUUGAUCUUAAUUUUCCUGCCACUCUGUACACCCCAUAGUCUAGGAGCAUUAAGAUGUCAGUAAUAAAACCUGAGACAUCAGAUCUGAAUACCAGCACCUAUUAAUUUUGGCAUUUUCAGGUAAGUUGGUAAUUGAAAAAGUGUCAUUUUAGUUUUUUGUAGGGAGCAUUCCUUAACAUCUUGUGUAGACUAUUGAAACCGAAGCACAAUUGUGCUAAAAUUGGUUUUAUGACCAUAACCCUGGCCACAUGGGAACUCUUCUAUAAGCCCAUACAUUAAGAAAGUUAUUCCAAACAAAAUCUGGUUUGUCUGGUAUCUUUAGAGCCUUACUCUGUUGACGUGAUUCUCGGCUAAACAUUGUCUGUUGUAACUUUGCUAAGUAUUUCCACUUUUGUUAUUUAUUAGUGGUGUAUUUUUGUGUGUGUGUGAAGUGUCAAAUCGUGUGACUAUUUAAAAAAUAAAAUACCAUUAUAAUUUAAAA
Molecule: messenger RNA, 4615 nt
Organism: Eptesicus fuscus (big brown bat)
Lineage: Eukaryota; Metazoa; Chordata; Mammalia; Chiroptera; Vespertilionidae
Gene: INPP5F
Product: inositol polyphosphate-5-phosphatase F
Exons: 20
Coding region: 187-3588 (1133 amino acids)
Biological process (GO): phosphatidylinositol dephosphorylation; regulation of endocytic recycling
Cellular component (GO): early endosome; clathrin-coated endocytic vesicle
Molecular function (GO): phosphatidylinositol-4-phosphate phosphatase activity
Source: RefSeq, a predicted model, not a curated record